UCUCUCCAGGGGCGCUCGCUCGGCUCGGCGCGGGAUCACUGUGGGCUCCGCGCGGCCAUGGAGGCGGACGGGAGCCAGGCUACCUCGGGGAGCCCCGGCGACGCGCAGCACGACCCCGGCAAGAUGUUCAUCGGCGGCCUCAGCUGGCAGACCUCACCAGACAGCCUUAGAGACUAUUUCAGCAAAUUCGGAGAAAUCAGAGAGUGUAUGGUCAUGAGGGACCCCACCACGAAGCGCUCCAGAGGCUUCGGGUUCGUCACCUUCGCCGACCCGGCCAGCGUGGACAAGGUGCUGGCGCAGCCCCACCACGAGCUGGACUCCAAGACGAUUGACCCUAAAGUUGCAUUUCCCCGACGAGCACAGCCUAAGAUGGUCACAAGAACAAAGAAGAUAUUUGUAGGUGGAUUAUCGGCUAAUACAGUAGUGGAAGACGUAAAGCAAUACUUUGAACAAUUUGGCAAGGUAGAGGACGCCAUGCUUAUGUUUGACAAGACGACCAACAGGCAUAGAGGGUUUGGCUUCGUAACUUUUGAAAAUGAAGACGUGGUGGAAAAAGUCUGUGAAAUUCAUUUCCACGAAAUCAAUAAUAAAAUGGUAGAAUGUAAGAAAGCACAACCUAAAGAAGUGAUGUUUCCACCAGGGACGAGAGGAAGGGCACGUGGAUUACCCUAUACCAUGGACGCUUUUAUGCUAGGGAUGGGAAUGUUGGGUUACCCGAAUUUUGUUGCAACGUAUGGUCGAGGAUAUCCUGGAUUUGCCCCAAGUUACAGCUAUCAAUUCCCAGGUUUCCCGGCAGCGGCUUACGGACCAGUAGCGGCGGCGGCCGUGGCGGCAGCGAGAGGAUCAGGUUGUGUUUUACGUGCAAACAGACCUGUCUUGAAUAGCUACAGUGCUCAACCGAAUUUUGGCGCACCCGCUUCCCCGGCAGGCUCCACCGCAGCGCGGCCCGGAGGCUUCCCCGGCGCCAACAGCCCGGGGCCCGUGGCGGACCUCUACGGCACGGCCAGCCAGGACUCCGGCGUGGGCAACUACAUAAGCGCGGCCAGCCCGCAGCCCGGCUCCGGCUUCGGCCACGGCAUCGCGGGGCCUUUGAUUGCAACGGCUUUUACAAAUGGAUACCAUUGAAACGUUACACAUGGGUGGUUGCCAUCUCACUUGGAGAGUCUGUCGGGAUGUCCGGGCAAGGCUGGGCGCAGCUUCUGAGCGGCGCCGCGGCGGGGCGACGCCGUCGGACCUGGAGCACCAACCUCGUCAUCCCCGACCACGCGCGCUGGAGGUGGCACUCUGCGGACUUAGGUUGUUCAAAACGAAAAAAAAUUCUCUCUCAUCAUCUCAUGAAUCUGCUGUACUAUAAAAACAACAGCUUUUAAAGUAUGUAUAUA
This is a messenger RNA of Rhea pennata, 1382 nucleotides long. It is a transcript of the gene MSI2, whose product is annotated as musashi RNA binding protein 2. NCBI's taxonomy places the organism in Eukaryota, Metazoa, Chordata, Aves, Rheiformes, Rheidae. The record is from RefSeq and is a predicted model, not a curated record. The coding region runs from base 58 to 1125 and encodes 355 amino acids. The transcript has 15 exons. Gene Ontology annotation, biological process: regulation of translation; central nervous system development. Gene Ontology annotation, cellular component: cytoplasm. Gene Ontology annotation, molecular function: mRNA binding.